Symbiodinium necroappetens is the source of this 339-nucleotide messenger RNA. The record is from the annotation of a GenBank genome assembly. Lineage: Eukaryota; Dinophyceae; Suessiales; Symbiodiniaceae.
AUGGUGAAGUACACCAUGGAGGACAUGAACUACUUGGUUAUGCUUCACCGGCGCAACCCGAAGAGCUAUAUAAUUCCCUGGCACAUGCAGGGGGGUGCAUGGGAUGUAAUAUGGCGCCUCGCUGACCAGCCAGGUGCAUAUUACAUCAAGAUUGAUGACGAUGUCGUCUACAUCGCCGACGGGGCGAUUGCUGAAAUGAUUCGGGAAAAGCGUCGUGGGAGAUUCCUUUUCGUAUCCGCAAAUGUCGUUAACCACGGUAUUCUUUCAGCGGUGCAUCAAGAAACAUCUGCGAUCCCCCACCUGGUGAAGCCUCCGAUUCCGGAGGGCCAGACGCCACAA